Messenger RNA from Hyposmocoma kahamanoa, 674 nucleotides. It is a transcript of the gene ND-ACP, whose product is annotated as acyl carrier protein, mitochondrial. The transcript is spliced from 4 exons. Gene Ontology annotation, molecular function: acyl carrier activity; acyl binding. Gene Ontology annotation, biological process: fatty acid biosynthetic process. Lineage: Eukaryota; Metazoa; Arthropoda; Insecta; Lepidoptera; Cosmopterigidae. The record is from RefSeq and is a predicted model, not a curated record. Bases 35 to 610 code for a protein of 191 amino acids. Gene Ontology annotation, cellular component: mitochondrion.
GAUUUAACUAUGGUUCUUAUUUGAAGUACGAAAAAUGGCCGCCGUAAAUUUUGUGCGAAGUGCUUUCAAUGGGUUAUUACGAAAACCUACUGUAUAUAAGACCCCGGUGGUAUGCCGGCUUUCAACUGUAGCUCUGCAACAAAAGUAUCAUGCAGUGAAUAUAGCUGUAAAAGUUAACAACAAAUGCAGUCUUCAAAAUGGGGUAUCUCAGCGUAUACGGCAUUACCAGCAAGGCCCACCCAAGCCCUCAUUGGAAGAGGUAGAGGAGCGCGUGUUCAAAGUGUGCAAGGCGUACGACAAACUAUCUGAUUGUCAGGGACUAUUUAGCGGUGUUCGCAACUACAGUGGUGGCCCACCGCUCACAUUAAGCCUUAUCCAACAAAGGGUGAUUCUUGUACUACAGCUUUAUGACAAAAUAGACCCAUCAAAGUUGAAUCCUGAUUCGCAUUUCAUAAAUGAUCUGGGUCUGGACUCUCUAGAUCAUGUGGAAGUGAUCAUGGCUAUGGAAGACGAGUUUGGAUUUGAGAUCCCUGAUGGGGAUGCUGAGAGGCUAAUGAAGCCCAAAGACAUUAUCCAAUAUGUAGCUGACAAACAAGAUUGUUAUGACUAAACUCAGAUUUUAGGGAUUUAUGAAGAUAAAAUGUUAGACCAACUGUGGGUUUUCAUGAUUGCCA